AAUGAAUAGUGACUCGAUACCAGAAUUUAUUCAAGUUUUUUCCAAAAAUAUUCAUCUUUUUGUACCCGCAUUGGUAUUAUCGUUUGUGGAAAUUGGAUGUUCAAUAUAUCGAACUGAUUUAGAAGCAGGGAUUCAAGUAGGAAUUCAAUAUGAGUAUUCUACACUUGUCCUUCUUCUAAUGGGGAUCUCUGUUCCUCUUUCCGUGUUAAAUCCUCCAAUGUGGUUUACGUUGUAUAUGACGUGCUUCAUACACAUGCUAUAUUUCAAAGAACUAUUUCUAUUUUCUCUGAUUGCCAUGUGUACAAUGUUCAUUGCUAUUGGAAUUCACGAAUAUAAACGAUUUAGAAUGCGAACGAAGUUGAAUGAUCAACGACUAUUUGAACAUUUAACAGUGAUUUAGAAGUGGAAUGGAAUAAUUAGUGCAAUGGAAACUCGAAUACUGGAAUGUGAUACGGUUCUAAUAAUUAAUUAUACAUGUUUGUGAUUAGUUUCUAAUCUAUUUUGUGUUAUUAACAUAUUUUCUUGGGUUUAAAAGAAUAAAUCAUUUCAAUUUUUC
Molecule: messenger RNA, 556 nt
Organism: Caenorhabditis elegans
Lineage: Eukaryota; Metazoa; Nematoda; Chromadorea; Rhabditida; Rhabditidae
Gene: ZK666.15
Product: Na_H_antiporter domain-containing protein
Exons: 5
Coding region: 2-400 (132 amino acids)
Source: RefSeq, marked reviewed